CCAGUCUGAGAAAAGAUGGGAUCCAGCUCGUCAACAUACCGGCCCAAGUGUGUUUACCUGGAUAUCGAUGGAAGGAUUCAAAAGGUGGCCUUCAGCAAAUACUGUAACUCAAGAGACAUUAUGGAACUCUUCUGCAUUGCAACUGGUCUACCAAGGAAUACAACCAUUUCACUUUUCACAGCAGAUGACUGCAUGGUGUCUAUUGAUCCUACUAUGCCAGCAAACUCAGAAAGUACUCCAUACAAAGUAAUACCUGUGGCCACUGGACAAUUAAACGAAAAAGAGGAAUUGAUCCAGAAUUUGCUGGCCCAGGUGGUUGAACAGUUCUCAAGGGUAUUUAAAAUCAAUGAACUGAAAACUGAAGUAGCUAAUCACUUGGCAAUGUUGGAGAAAAGAGUUGAAUUGGAAGGAUUGAAAAUAGUGGAGAUUGAAAAGUGCAAGAGUGAUAUUAAAAAGAUGAGAGAUGAAAUGGCAGCGAGGAACAGCAGGACCAACUGUCCCUGUAAAUAUAGCUUUCUGGAUGAAAACAAGAAGCUGAUACCCCGAAGGGAUAUACCACCCUAUCCCAAGUACAUGCUUUCUCAGGAGACAAUUGAAGCUCUUAGGAAACCAACUUUUGACGUCUGGCUAUGGGAGCCCAAUGAGAUGCUAAGCUGUUUAGAACAUAUGUAUCAUGAUUUAGGAUUAGUGAAAGACUUUAACAUCAACCCUAUCAUACUGAAACGGUGGCUGCUGUGCAUUCAUGACAAUUACAGAAGCAAUCCAUUCCAUAAUUUUCGACAUUGCUUCUGUGUCACCCAGAUGAUGUACAGCAUGAUCUCACUCUGCAGUCUUCAGGUAAAACUUUCCCAAAUUGAUAUUUUAAUGCUAAUGACAGCCUCAGUGUGUCAUGAUCUGGAUCACCCAGGAUAUAACAACACGUACCAGAUUAAUGCCCGAACAGCGCUUGCUGUGCGCUACAAUGACAUUUCCCCACUUGAGAACCAUCACUGUGCUGUGGCUUUCCAGAUCCUUACGCAGCCAGAAUGCAACAUUUUUUCCAGUAUCGAUCAAGAACACUUCAAACGGAUAAGGCAGGGAAUAAUUACUUUAAUCCUAGCAACAGACAUGGCAAGACAUGCUGAAAUAAUGGACUCCUUCAAGGAAAUACUGGACAAUUUUGACUAUUCAAAUGAAGAGCAUGUUACUCAAUUGAAGAUGGUACUGAUCAAAUGCUGCGAUAUCUCCAAUGAAGUACGCCCAAUGGAAGUCGCCGAACCAUGGGUAGACUGCUUAUUAGAGGAGUAUUUUAUGCAGAGUGACCGGGAAAAGUCUGAAGGCCUUCCUGUGGCCCCUUUCAUGGACCGAGACACAGUGACCAAACCUACAGCACAGAUUGGCUUCCUGAAGUUUGUCCUUAUUCCAAUGUUUGAAACCAUAACAAAGCUUUUUCCAGAGGUCGAAGAAGUGUUGCUUCAACCUCUGUGGGAAUCCAGGGACCGCUAUGAGGAGCUGAAGCAAAUAGAUGACACUAUGAAGGAGUUACAGAAGAAGAAGAAUGAAAGUUUGGCCACAGAAGGAAAGGGAAAGUAAGAAGCAAAGCAAAUGACAGGGCACAUCAAGCACUAUAAUGGACACAAAGAUCCUUUAGAGGUUUGCCAAGUCCAUGCUGGGAGACAGUGCAGCUGAGCAUUAUGGGACAGCACGGCAUUGACAAAGGAUGAGGUUGGACAGCUGAUACUACCAUAAGCACUUUUCAAGUUCCUUAUCAAAAGACUAGCAUUUAUCCGUAUGGAUGCAAAUUAUAAGGAAUCUCUGCUGUUGUACAUUUUUUUAUUUUUAAAGUUGUCUUAAUAAUAUAUUCUUAUACCAAAAAAGGCUGCUGUAAUUAUUCUCUUUUGUAGGUUUUAUAUGUUUUGAAAAACUGCUUCUGCUUGUUCUGUGCAGACAUAUUGGAGGAAUUUGUACUUUUAAGACAGUUGUUUUAGGAAGAUUUAUAUGUCAUGUUGUAUACCAUUAAAAUAACAACAGAUAAUCUCAUUGUGUCUAUAUAGACAUU
Euleptes europaea (tarantolino) is the source of this 2038-nucleotide messenger RNA. It is a transcript of the gene PDE9A, whose product is annotated as phosphodiesterase 9A. NCBI's taxonomy places the organism in Eukaryota, Metazoa, Chordata, Lepidosauria, Squamata, Sphaerodactylidae. The transcript has 19 exons. Gene Ontology annotation, biological process: cGMP catabolic process. The record is from RefSeq and is a predicted model, not a curated record. Gene Ontology annotation, molecular function: 3',5'-cyclic-GMP phosphodiesterase activity. The coding region runs from base 16 to 1572 and encodes 518 amino acids.